CAUCCUCAUUCCUCACCAAGUCAUCAAUAUUCACCACAUCUUUCACUCUUAAGAGCUUGCUUCUUGUUAUCUUAGUUAUUAGCCCAAUCCAAAAUGGCAACAAAAUUUGUCAUAUUGUCCUUAAUGUUCCUCCUAGCUCUAGCCACAUCCACUGAAGCCUCAAAGUACCAGUUCCAAAACCCCAAAGAAACCAACAUGAUGUUCUACAUGCAAGACUGGGAGACUGGCGCCAAUGCCACCGCCAUCCCAGUCGCUGGCAUCCCUCACAAGCGGUGGUCGAUUCUUGGGUUUGGAACAAUCUUUGCCACCGACGACAAGUUGACAGUGGCUAUUGAAAGGAACUCAUCCGAGGUCGGGAGGGCUCAUGGCAUUUACGUGAACUCGGCAUUGGACGGCUCUGACUUGCACCUUUUGAUGUCCCUUGUGUUCACCAACAAGGAGUACAAUGGUAGCACUCUUGAAAUACAAGGGGCAGACAGGUUUUACCAAAAGUAUAGGGAGGUAUCUGUGGUCUCAGGAACUGGAAUAUUCAGGUUGGCUCGUGGUUUUGCUACUCUAGAGACUGUUUACAUAGACAUACCCAAUUCUAAUGCAAUCAUCAGGUGGAAUGUCACAGUUUUCCACUACUAAGUUGUUGGAAACUUAGUAUGUAAUAGGCGUAAAAAAAAACUGUCAAUUAGAUUUUGUUUCCAUUUAAACAAAGGUAUAGAAAGUAUAAAAAAAGGUUUCUGAUACGUGGUGGUAUAAUAAGUGAACACCCACAGUUGUCCUUUUUCUUGUUUACCAUAUAAUAAAAUGAGUGUAAUAUUUUGUUUUAACAGAGUACUCUUGAUGUAUAAGGAAUAAAUUUUGAUUAUUGUUAA
Quercus robur (English oak) is the source of this 863-nucleotide messenger RNA. Its product is annotated as dirigent protein 22-like. The record is from RefSeq and is a predicted model, not a curated record. Bases 94 to 630 code for a protein of 178 amino acids. Lineage: Eukaryota; Viridiplantae; Streptophyta; Magnoliopsida; Fagales; Fagaceae. The transcript has a single exon.